AUGGGCAUGACACCAGCAUGCUCGCCUGAGGCAGAUGCCAGCUUCGGGCCGGCAGUGGCGGAAGCUUGUAGCGGCGGUCAAGACCUAACACUGCUGUUUGAGCAGACAAUUCUCACCCUCCUCCCGGCUGUCGUUUUCAUCUUCGCCUUUCCCGCCCGCUUCGCAUUCCUGUCUCGGAGAGAGCUUCGCUCGCGGACGAGCCGCCUUCGGUCGGGAGUCGCCUGCGCCUUGGCCUGCCUCGAGCUCGCACUCGUCAUCGCCUGGAGCCUCAAGCUCUCAGCAAAGACGACGGCCUCAAUCGCAUCGGCCGUCGUCAACCUCGUCGUCGCUCUGCAGAUCGCCGGUCUCUCGUGGAUGGAAGACGCUCGCUCCGUUCGACCAUCCACCUUACUGAGCCUGUAUCUGCUUCUCACCGUCCUGCUGGACUUGCCGCAAGCACGAACCCUUUGGCUGCGCCAGACGGAUCCUUUUUCGGCCCCCGUCUUCUCCGCCGUCGUGGCGACAAAGGUCUUGCUGCUGCUCCUCGAAAACGUCGAGCGUCGUCGAUACCUCCUCCCCGGCUUUCGUGCAUUGCCUCGCGAAUCCACCAGCGGUAUCGUCAACCGGAGUCUUCUCUGGUGGCUCAACGGCACGUUCCGACACGGAUUUCGCACCCUCCUCUCCUUCAAGGACCUUCAUUCUCUCGAUGGCCAACUUCUUUCGGCAGAGCUCGCCGAGCGAACCGGCCGAGCCUGGUCGACUCGAAGGCGCCCCGAGCGCCGUCUCGAGUUCCCCCUUGCCGUCUGUCGAGCUACUUGGCCGCACCUCGUCGCCAUCGUCUUCCCACGCUUCUGCCUCAUUGCCUUCACAUUUGCUCAACCAUUUCUAAUCCAGAGAAUUCUGCUUCUGAUAACGCGACCGGCCGGUGACCUGACCGAUCUCGCCUCGUACGCUUUGAUAGCCGCCACCUUUCUCGUUUACGUCGGUUUGGCGGUCCUGGGCCAGCAUUAUAACCAAAAGGUCAAUCGCUUCAAGACCAUUUUCCGCGGAGCCUCCGUCUCUCUCAUCUACUCCGAGGCCCUGCGUACCCAAGCUGGCGUCUACGACGACUCCGCUGCCGUCACGCUGAUGAGCACCGACGUCGAUCAGAUAACGGCAUGCCUGACUGAGCUCAAUGAGUGUUGGGCGCGCGCAAUCGAGGUCGCUCUUGGGCUCUACCUGCUCGCCCAACAGCUGGGUUAUGUCUGCGUCGUGCCCGUCAUCGUCGUAGUCGUCUCCUUCUUCGGAGUCAAACGAAUCGCCGCGGGUAUCGGAAACAGCCAAGGGGCUUGGGUUGAGGCCGUGCAGAAGAGGAUCGGACUCACCAGCUCCGUGCUUUUGAGCGUGACCAGCAUCAAGAUGAUGGGGUUAGCGUCGGUAUUAACCGAGGUGCUGCAAUCUGAACGGGUCAAAGAGACGAACAGGAUGUCCAAGUACCGCUGGCACAUUGUCUGGCAAAACGCCGUCCAGAACUUGCCAUGGGCUCUUGCCCCUGCGCUGACCUUUGUGCUUCUCGCUGUCAAGAUGGCGACCGCCGGCACCGCGGCCAUCGACACGGCCAAGGCUUUCACAAGUCUGUCCAUCAUCACCCUGCUCACAGAUCCAGCGGCGAAGCUUCUCAGUGCCAUUCCAGGGACGGCCGCCAGCAUCGGAUGCAUUGAUCGAGUGCAAAAUUUCUUAAUCGCAACGCCCAGGGACGACUACCGCGGGCGUAUUUCGUCCGGCCCCUCCUUAUCCAUCCCAGGACACUCUCCCAUAACCGAUCCGCGGAGGGAGAUUGGGCCUAACGUGGUCAUUGACUUCCAUUCCGUUUUCGCUCGCUCGCCAAACAUGACCACGUCGACUCUUCACGACAUGACUUUCUCGAUCCGCAAGGGCACAAUGACAACUAUCAUUGGCCCUGUCGCCUCGGGAAAAUCGACAGUGCUUCGAGCCAUACUGGGAGAGGUUAACCUGGAACGAGGUUCAGUCGCCGUCAUCGACUCACAGCUGGCGUUCUGUUCACAGUCACCUUGGUUGCCCAACACAACAAUUAAGCAAAUAAUCUGCUGCCCCUUUUCAGACGACCCUGACCUAGACGACAUAUUUUACGAUGAGAUCAUUCGAGCCUGCGCUCUGGAUAUCGAUCUCUCGCUUCUUCCCGACGGAGACCAAACACGGAUCGGGAGCGGGAGCACAGUCCUCAGCGGUGGACAAAAACAGCGCGUGGCUUUGGCCAGAGCCCUGUACUCCCGGGCACCCAUCCUUCUCCUGGAUGACAGCUUGAGCGCUCUUGAUAGGGUGACACAGAGGACGGUUAUCGAAUCCCUGUUCGGUCCCUCCGGCUUGUGCAAGAAGCUUGGCGCAACCGUCGUCCUCGCCACACACACCGUCGAGGCAUCAAUCUAUGCCGACAGGGUGAUUGCGCUCCUUGAUGGUCGCAUCCAGCAUGAGGGUACAUAUCAGCAAAUGGUCCGCAACGGAGUCAUUGACACGGUCACGGCGUUUACCACCGCUGAUUCCCUCGCUGAAGUCGUUGGUGACGGAGUUGUCGACAGAGUGAACCAUGAGUCUGCCAUCGCGGCAGAGGCCAACGAAGUAGAUGAUCUCACUCGGCAGGUCGGAGACUUUGCCGUGUACAAGUAUUACUUCAAGGCCAUCGGGUGGAAAAAGGCCCUUUGUUUCACAGCAUUUUCCGUCGUGCAUACGUUUGCGGCCACGUUUAGCCAUGUUUGGCUAAAAUGGUGGGUUGAUAGCCAAGGGACGCAAAUGAUCCUUUAUGCCACGAUAUACGUUUUGCUGGGAGUCAUCAAUGCAGCUGGCAUCGCUGGCUAUGCUUGGUCCAUGUUGAUUCAGAUCACCCCCUCCGUGGCCAGAAAGCUGCACUACGUUCUACUGUCAACUGUCAUGAGGGCUCAACCGUCCUUUUUUGCCACGACGGCCGCAGGCUCCAUCCUGAAUCGAUUCAGCCAGGACAUGUCACUCAUCGAGACACCGCUAGCAACCGGCGCGCUUGUCACAAUUACCAAUCUCCUGGGUGCCACCGCCGAGGCCGCCCUGAUUGCAACUGGCUCCCCUUACAUGGCUGCAACUAUUCCCAUCCUCAUCAUGGUAUUGUACGCAUUGCAAAAGGUGUACCUCCGCACUUCAAGGCAACUCCGGUUGUUGGACAUUGAGACUCGUGCCCCAUUGUGCUCCCAUUUUUUGGAAACUCUCGAAGGCUUGUCAACCAUCCGCGCCUUCGGCUGGGAGGAUGAAGGCAGGAGGCGGGCCCAAGAUCUGCUGGACGUCUCGCAAAGGCCAUACUACCUCUUGCUUUGUGCCCAGAGCUGGCUGAAUCUAGUUCUAGACUUGAUCGUGGCUGCAGAGGCCACCAUUGUCGUCGCGCUAGCCAUCGGCAUUCGCUCACAGACAAAUGCCGCGCUUCUGGGUGUGUCGCUAAACAAUAUUCUCUCGUUCAACAGCAGUCUGGCAUCUGUCAUUGGUGGCUGGACCUUGCUCGAAACCUCCCUCGGCUCAAUCGCCCGCCUGCGAAGCUUGGAGAGGGAUGUUAGAUCAGAGGACAAGAGUGCAGAGACCAAACAACCACCGGAUGGCUGGCCUUUGCUGGGUGCCAUUGAUAUUUCCGACAUGACUGCAUCUCACAGUCCGUCCGCCGUUGCCAUACGAAAUUUUGACCUGCACAUUAUGGCUGGCCAGAAGAUUGGCGUUGUUGGUCGCACUGGGAGUGGCAAAAGCUCCUUGAUUGCUACGCUAGUCAGACUGCUCGAAAUUAACUCUGGAAUCGUCACGAUCGACGGCCUUGAUCUGGCAACUCUCCCCCGCAACGUCGUCAGGGAGAGAUUGGUAGUCGUGCCGCAAGACGCCCCCGUGCUCGUUGGAACCUUACGCUUCAAUGUCGACCCGAAUCAGGCACACAACGAUGCGGCCAUCGUGCACUCCCUUGACCGUGUCGGUCUUUGGACCUACUUCCGCAACGAUGGUGGCCUCGAUUCGGAAAUGAGGCCAGGCUCCUUGUCACAUGGCCAGCGACAACUUCUUGCGCUCGCGCGUGCCAUGUUGAAGAAAGGCAAAGUUCUGUUGUUGGACGAGCCGACCAGCAGCGUGGACGCCGAUAUGGACGCUUUGAUGCAGCAGAUUAUUCGGGAGGAGUUCAAGGAAUGUACCGUCAUCACGGUGGCUCAUCGAAUUAACACAAUCUUCCCAGGUUCUGACAUGAUUAUCGUCAUGGACGAGGGUAGCAUAGUCGAGGCUGGCCCUCCGGAAGAGCUGUUGGCGAGGCAGGGAAGGUUUGCCCAGCUGAUCGAAUCUCGACCGAACCCAGGAAUGGCAGGAAAUGUUGGCUAG
Drechmeria coniospora is the source of this 4344-nucleotide messenger RNA. RefSeq lists its product as uncharacterized. The coding region runs from base 1 to 4344 and encodes 1447 amino acids. Gene Ontology annotation, biological process: transmembrane transport. The transcript is spliced from 11 exons. Gene Ontology annotation, cellular component: membrane. NCBI's taxonomy places the organism in Eukaryota, Fungi, Ascomycota, Sordariomycetes, Hypocreales, Ophiocordycipitaceae. The record is from RefSeq and is a predicted model, not a curated record. Gene Ontology annotation, molecular function: ATP hydrolysis activity; ATP binding; ABC-type transporter activity.